Messenger RNA from Amaranthus tricolor (Joseph's coat), 1582 nucleotides. Its product is annotated as serine/arginine-rich SC35-like splicing factor SCL28. The transcript is spliced from 7 exons. Lineage: Eukaryota; Viridiplantae; Streptophyta; Magnoliopsida; Caryophyllales; Amaranthaceae. The coding region runs from base 43 to 1158 and encodes 371 amino acids. The record is from RefSeq and is a predicted model, not a curated record. Gene Ontology annotation, molecular function: RNA binding.
AGAUUAGGGUUAGGGUUUCAAACAUAUCUGUAAGAGGAAAAAAUGGGGAAGCAUAGAAGUCGAAGCAGAAGCCGAACACCACUGCGCAGUCGUAGGAACCGUCAUGAAGACUUUCAUCCUCGCCGUCAAUCUCCUCCUCCGUGUGGUCUCCUUGUUCGCAACGUCGCCCUUGAUACUCGGCCCGAGGACCUUAGGAUUCCUUUUGAAAAAUAUGGUCCCGUGAAGGAUGUUUACCUACCAAAGAACUACUAUACAGGGGAGCCACGAGGCUUUGCAUUUGUAAAAUUUCGCUUUCCUGAAGAUGCAGCUGAAGCAAAGGAUCGACUCAAUAAUAAAAUUGUUGGUGGACGUGAGAUACGCAUUGUUUACGCCGAGGAAAAUCGUAAAACUCCUAAAGAAAUGCGUAUGAGUACACAUAUAAGUGACAGAUAUGAACGGAGGAGGAGAAGAUCACCAUCACCAAGGCGCCGAUAUCACUCAUACUCAAGGUCACCGGCUAAAGGAAGGCGUCAUUCUAGAUCUGUUUCCAGGUCCCAUUCUCCUCGCAAUGAGAAAUACCGUAGGUCAACUGGAAGGUCCCUCAGCCAAAGGGAUCGAUCUCCUGAUGAAAGAGAAGACAGGACAAGUAGAUUCCAAAAUUCAAGAAAGACAUCGCCGGGCAAUGGGAAGGGGUACAAGUCAACUGGGAGGUCUCGUAGUUUAACAGAGAGGUCUAAUGAUGAUGACUACCGAAUGUCAAGGAGAUCUCCUAAUUCAAGGGAGAUUUCUCCUCAUCAUAGCAAACAACUCAAAUCAUCUGGUAGAUCUGUUAGUCCAAGAAAAGAUUCACCCGUCAUAAAGGAGGGCAAGGCAAAGCAGAGGGAUCCUAUUUCAAGGGAAGUUUCUUCUCCUGAUGAUGACUAUGACUAUAAGUCCAACAAGUGCUAUUCUAGUCCCAGGGAAACAGCUGUACAAUUUGACGGGAAAGUCAACUCAAGUCCCAAGAUAUCUGGUCUGGAUGAUCCAUCAUAUUCAGAUUAUGAAACGAGCCAGAGUUUGAAGCAUAGAUCUAAAAGUCCAGAGAAGAAUGGCAGCAGCCCUUUAUGGGAAGGGGACUUGGCCUCAAACAGCUUGGUGAGCUCUAAGAUGAAUGUUGUCGGUGUGUCCCCUACUCGUUAAUCAUUGUACAUGUACAGCCCCCGUUUAUAAUCAAUCAUACAGGAUGUUCUCUGCUCUCUGUUCGCUGAUCAUUCUGUACAUCUCAACGGAGACAAACUAGUGGUUAAACACUAUUUUGUGUACUACUUACUAGUGGUCAAGACUAAAGAUUUAAUAUCAAGUGUUCUACUGAAUUCGGAGUUCUUACUGCUGUUUUAGUUUUUCUUAGUUUUUUUUGUUUAUCCAGGUCUUUGGAUAAUGUUCUGUAAACAUCAUAUUUCCUGUUUGAUAUGAUAUUAGAACUUUGAACUCAACUUUUUAGUAGUUGAUUUAUUAGUGAAUGGUUUGUGUACAAAUAAUAUGUUGAAGAGGUACUCUUGUGAAAUAUUGUCUUUCGGUGAGAUGAUCUUAAAUAAGGAGCUCAUAUUCUCAUAGUGUGUAUAAA